Messenger RNA from Candida dubliniensis CD36, 3009 nucleotides. RefSeq names its product protein kinase. Gene Ontology annotation, cellular component: cytoplasm. The transcript has a single exon. Gene Ontology annotation, molecular function: protein serine/threonine kinase activity; tau-protein kinase activity; ATP binding. NCBI's taxonomy places the organism in Eukaryota, Fungi, Ascomycota, Pichiomycetes, Serinales, Debaryomycetaceae. Bases 1 to 3009 code for a protein of 1002 amino acids. Gene Ontology annotation, biological process: microtubule cytoskeleton organization; protein phosphorylation; intracellular signal transduction. The record is from RefSeq and is a predicted model, not a curated record.
AUGUCGACAAUCCCAUCGCAGGUUGAAAUAAAUUUCAACAAAAUACAUCAGCGUUCAAACUCAUCGUCAUCCACAUCCACAUCUUCAUAUCGUAUACCAUCUGGAAAUAGUUGUAUCCCAAGAACAGUAGAAAUACCAUCACUACCACACACAUCAUCUCAUCAACAAUACCAAAAUCAUCAACAGAUGCCUUCUUCAUCUUCACAUGCACAUAUUGCAAAAAAAAUACAUCGAGAAGUUCGAUUUGGUGCAUAUAUACUUGGUUCCACCCUUGGUGAAGGUGAAUUUGGUAAAGUUAAACUUGGUUGGAGAAAAGAUGGCAAACAUCCGAGUCAAGUUGCAAUAAAAUUAAUUAAACGAUCAUCAAUAACUAAAGAUUCUGAUUCGGAAAUCAAAAUCCACCGAGAGAUAAAUUCACUUAAACUAUUAAACCACCCAAAUAUCGUCAAUUUGGUUGAAGUAAUGAAAAGUGGUAAAUAUAUCGGUAUAGUAUUGGAAUAUGCAUCUGGUGGUGAGUUGUUCGAUUAUAUUUUGCAACACAAGUAUUUAAAAGAAAAUGUUGCCAAAAAAUUGUUUGCUCAACUAGUAAGUGGAGUUGAUUACAUGCAUGCCAAGGGAUUGAUCCAUCGAGAUUUAAAGUUGGAAAAUUUGUUAUUGGAUAAACACAGAAAUGUCAUCAUCAGUGAUUUUGGUUUUGUAAAUUCAUAUAAUCGAGAUAAAAAUGAUUUGAUGAAAACCAGUUGUGGGUCCCCAUGUUAUGCCGCACCCGAAUUAGUGUUAUCACAAACUGCAUACGAAGGAAGAAAAGUUGAUAUUUGGUCGUUGGGAGUAAUAUUAUAUGCCAUGUUGGCAGGAUAUUUACCGUUUGAUGACGAUCCAGAAAAUGAAGAUGGUUCUGAUAUAAUCAAAUUAUAUCAUUACAUUUGUAAGACUCCAUUGACAUUCCCAGAAUAUGUUUCCCCAUUGGCUCGUGACUUGUUGAGAAAAAUAAUUGUUUCUGAUCCGAAAAAGAGAAUUGGCAUUGAUGAUAUUAGAAACCAUCCAUGGUUGAGUUCCCAUGCCAAUUUGUUAUCAAUUAGACAACCAGAAUGGGACAAGGUACAUAAUGAAAAACAACAGCCAAUUGUUGUUGAACCACCACAGCCAAAUAAGAGAUACUCCAUGAUCAAUGAACGUACCAAUUCAUCGUCAUUGAUGUCACCAGCACCAAGAGUUACCCAUACCCAACCACUUUCAUCACAUGCAAGAUCAUAUUCUUCUACAAGCAUUAGUUUAUUGUAUUCAUCUCCAUCAGCAACUCCAUCAAUGGCUAAUGCGGUCACUAAUGGCGAAGGUGCAACUGGGGGAUCAAUAAAUGAAUCUAACGAUACUUUGCAGCUAUCAGGAACACCAUCACCAAAGAAACCAAACACGGUAUCUCCUGUGCGUGGUCAUCAAAAAUCAGCGUCAAUAUCAAACUCAUAUUCGUCAGCUAGUGUUGCAUUGAAAGCAGUCGUUUAUGAGGAGAAUAGACUUCACAACCAUCAACAACAACAACUGCAACUGCAACUGCAGCAAUAUAUACCAAGAUCAUCUACAAUAUCUACCAUAGUGGAAAGUCCUACUAAAGCUAGUACCACAACAGAAACAGAAGCAACAGAUGGUAAAAAAGUGUUGUUACCACCACCAAGUAAAGAUGCACAAAAAUUGCCUCAUGCCACGAAGAGACCAAGACCAACUUCAUAUCAUCCAUCUUCUAUGUCGUCUACUUUGAUACAUAACAACCAAAACCCUACUGAUGUGCUUAAAAUUCCUAGUCCAAUAAACUUCCCAAUGACACAGUUUAUUUCCACUUCACCACCUAAAUCGAAUGGGUCAUUAAAUGAUUCUGGCAGCUUUAACAAUUGCUCACCAAAGGCGACUUCAAGAAGAAACUCAGUUGUCACUCAUGUUCACGUUAAUGGCGUGUUAAGUAAAGAGAAUUUGAUUCAUUCUUCUAGUUCCCCUGACAAUAAAAGAAAUUCGGUGUUGAGUUAUUUAGAGGAUAAAAUUGACACUUUAGAAUUAACCGAAAGUCAUUCGCCUUCCAAACUUACUUUUGAAGAAAUUGUUGAUGCAGCUAUUGCCACUCCAGAAAUCAAUCAAGUACCUGUAUUUGAUUCACAAACUUCACCAAAUGGAAUUGGUUUGGAUAUUAAAACUAAAGAAUUUGAUGAAACUCGUUUAGUGGAGGAAAAGAAAUCUAAAGAAACCGUUUCAGAUAGCAAGAGUGAAGAACUGACAAAGGAUACCCAACCAGAGGAAAAUGUUGUUAUAUAUGAACCUAUUGUUCCCGUUGAAGAAUACAUUAAAAAACCAGAGCACGUAAAUACUAUUGAAGCUGAGCAGCCAGAGGAAGUUAAAAUAGAAGAUAAGGAUCUACAAAACCAAAAACCACCACAACAACAAGCAGAGGGAAAACAUUCACCAGAACUUGGUAAGUCCAAAAUUGAUUUGAAGAAAUCAGUUUCACAAAAGAAAAAAGUGAAGGAAGAAUCCAUAAAGAAACAAAAGGAUGUUGAUUCCAAACCAAUAGAGAGACGACACACCAUUGCUGCGAGAAGACAUCAUAAUGACGAAAAUAAAGAAAAUAAAGAUGUGAAGAAACGUAACAGAUUUAGUUUAUUAUCGUUUUACAGUUCUUACAAUUCAUCAAAUUCAAAUAUAUCGCUUGCAACCAGCAAAGUGCCAUCGAAUUCGGAGAAUAAUACUACUAAUAACGCAGUGUUGAAACCAACAAAUAUUAAUACAACUAGAAAAGUGUUAGAACCUUCAAAUGAGACGAAUAUAAUCAGAAAAGAGUCGAAACAAUCUAAUUCAAAUGGCUCAACCACAUCAAAAUCAACCACAUCCUCGUCAUCGUCUUCUUCUGCUCCAACAGCAUCAUCGACAUCAUCAUCAUCAAAACGAGCAUCUACUGCAACUAAAGAAACAAGCGCAGCCAGGAAAGUUAUGGAUUUUUUCAAAAGAAGAAGUGUCAGAGUUGGUUAA